UUGCAGCCUCUAAUUUCCACUUCUUUUAUGACUUUUUAUCUUCCUACCAUUUUCUUCUUUUACAACCCUAAAAAUGGCAUUUUCCCAUUUUCUUUCUCCUCUUUGUCAAACCAAUAUUUCCACCAUUUUACAACUACCCUCCAACUAACAUGCCACAACCGCCACAACCGCCACAUCGUCCACCGUUAAAUCACUUCCAUCUGAAAUAUCCUACGGUCACAAACCCAUCACCUUUUCACUGCCUUACAAAAUCUGCUAAUCUCCCUGACUUUCUCCUCACAGCACUUUCUGUCUUCUUUUUCAUCACCACCCCAAAACAUCACAACCCACCUCGUGCACUUUCUCUCUCUUCUUCUUCUUCUUUUCCCUCUAAUCGCAGAUUUAAUCGUUUAUCUUCGACCAUGCUGCAAAACCCUAAUUCUAAUCCUAAUUUCCGCAAUUUCCCAACUCCUCAAUCUCUUUCUGAUUGGCUUAAGCCUCGAUUACCCUCUGAUUCUUUUGCUUCUUGGGGAACGAAACCGGGUACGAAAAAUGUUCAUAAUUUAUGGCUUGAGAUUGCCGAUGGUGAAACUUCACUUGUUGACGAAGUCCCCCCAAUCAGGAAUUUAGAAGUAGUUUGUGUUAGAGUUUUGGGGAAAAAUAAUCGGGUUUUGAUUGAAUCUCAUCAGGAAUUGUCUGACGGAACAAUUAGAGAAAGAAACCGUCCAUUAUCGGAGAAAUUGAAAUCUGGGGAGGAUUUAGAUUGUGCUGUUAAAAGGGCUAUUAAAGAAGAAUUAGGAUCUGUUUUUAAUGAUGAUAAAGAUGUGAAUGUUGAUGAGAUUGUUACGAUUGCGAUGGAUUCUUAUAGGAAGAAAGUGGAGGAGAGGGUUUCGGUUUCGUACCCGGGUUUGCCCGCUUGUUAUGUGUUGCAUAAUGUGGAUGCAUUUGUGGAGGGAUUGCCUGAUGAUGAUUUUGUUACCGAGGAGGUGACUGAGUAUGAAGGUUGUGAUGAUGGAGUAGCUGAUAAGGCAGUUGCUGUGAAGAAGCAUUUUUGGAAAUGGGUUGAUGCUGAUUCAGUGUAAAUGGAUGCAAAAUGUUUGUUAUUGUUAGGUUUGACUUGAUUGAAGUUCAGGGUGUUAGGAUAGCAAGCUUGGGAAAUUCCAAGUUAAUUCUAAUCAAUCUCCGUUGACGAACUAGAGUUCUUGGAAUGGUUUAUUUGGCGGAACCUUGGAGAAGACUUAUGGCAAUUGCUUAUGGUUGCUGCUAGAGGAAUGAACAAAAAAUUGGUAUCUUUUAAAGAUAAACUUAUUUUUAGCUCUUGAUGGGUUGUUUGGUGAGUUUUGAAGAACCUAAUCAAUUUGUUUAAUUUUGUUAUUCUAUUUCUGGUAUAGGAUGUGUGACAUUUACAGUUUUGAUCCCAGUUGAUGUGUAAAUAACAGUUGUCUAUACUUUGAGCUACUUAUACACAAUGAAAUAAAAGGAAGCAAUUUUGUUUA
This is a messenger RNA of Amaranthus tricolor (Joseph's coat), 1475 nucleotides long. RefSeq lists its product as uncharacterized. NCBI's taxonomy places the organism in Eukaryota, Viridiplantae, Streptophyta, Magnoliopsida, Caryophyllales, Amaranthaceae. The coding region runs from base 150 to 1061 and encodes 303 amino acids. The record is from RefSeq and is a predicted model, not a curated record. The transcript has a single exon.